AUGUCUCGGCAUCAACUUGAUCUUGUUAUGUGCUUGAAACAGCCUGGAACCUUUAUAGGCAAAGUAUGCGAUAGAUGCGACGGGAGAUGCCCUACGUGCGACUCGUACGUCAGGCCUAAGUAUAAAGUCAGGAUUUGUCAAGAGUGUGCGUUUGGUGCAAAUGCCAACCGUUGCGUUAUAUGUGGUCAAUAUGGUAAUAAUGAUGCGCACUACUGCUGGGAAUGCUGUCGAUUAGAGAAGAAUCGUGACGGUUGUCCCAAAAUUGUGAAUGUGGGAAGUAAUAAAUUGAAUAAGCACUACGAAAGGAAACCAAUGGAUGCGGGAUUCUAG
Messenger RNA from Lachancea mirantina, 330 nucleotides. Lineage: Eukaryota; Fungi; Ascomycota; Saccharomycetes; Saccharomycetales; Saccharomycetaceae. The record is from the annotation of a GenBank genome assembly.